AUGUUCCGGAGCAAGACGGAUCCGACUCUGUGGCGGACGUGUACUAUUCUUUCGUUUGCAAGUUGCUAUUUGAUGUGGGGGCUGACGUAUUUGGCGCAGUUGCAUCCAAUUAUCGUGCCAAAGCGCGAUGAUCUGCGGGUGGAGCUGUGA
This is a messenger RNA of Kickxella alabastrina, 150 nucleotides long. Its product is annotated as ATPase, V0 complex, subunit E1/e2. The transcript has a single exon. Gene Ontology annotation, cellular component: proton-transporting V-type ATPase, V0 domain. NCBI's taxonomy places the organism in Eukaryota, Fungi, Kickxellomycota, Kickxellomycetes, Kickxellales, Kickxellaceae. Bases 1 to 150 code for a protein of 49 amino acids. Gene Ontology annotation, biological process: proton transmembrane transport. The record is from RefSeq and is a predicted model, not a curated record. Gene Ontology annotation, molecular function: proton-transporting ATPase activity, rotational mechanism.